AUGGACGGAUAUACCCCAAACCCUCCUCAAGACAAUGCGACAGUCAACACUUUGCGCUGCCCUCCUCCUGGAGUUAAUACUGGCGGAGGAGAUGAAGUGAUAUAUGUGCCGAUGAUAAAUCAAACAAUUCGAAGAAACCGCAUUAUUGAAGUGCCUGAGGUGCAUGUCAUAGAGAAACUUGUCCCGAAAAUUACAGUUCAAGACGUCAUCAAAAAGGUGCCCAAAGUUGAAGUCCAGUGGGUCGAAAAAAUCGUCGAAGUCCCCCAAAUCAAAGUAAUAAACAAGAUUGUCGAAGUGCCUCAGAUCAAAGAAGUUGUUCGCUUCGUCCCUCGCGUAGAAAUUCAAGAAGUUGUCCGCCACAUCCCAAAAUUUAAUAUUCAAAAAAUUCAAAAAUUCGUCGAAGUCCCUCACGUACAAAUCGUAGAAAAAAUUGUUGAAGUCCCUCAAAUUCAAGAAGUUAUCAAAUAUAAAGAGAAGAUAGAAGUGGUGGACAUCCCUGUAGAAAGAGUGCGUCGCGUGCCGAAGAUAAAUUAUAAAAUUGUCGAACGCAUGCAUGCAAUCCCUGGGGCUGUAGAGUUGCUGAACAUUCCUCAAGAAACUGUCGUCACCAAACCCGUCGUUGAACUCAUCGAAAAAGUCGUCCCCGAGCCUGAAAUACAGGAGUUUGUUGUUGAAAACCCUAUACCUGUCCCCUCUUCAUUACCCCCUGUUGAAUUGCCUGUUGAAGUCCCGGUGUAUAUCGACGUUCCGCAGUAUUACCCAGUAAAAGGAAAAGUUAUUCCUGUUGAAAAAGAAAAAAUCUACGAAAAAAUCGUAGAAGUUCCGGUGUACGUACACCUCAAUAAUUGUACUAAUAACACAUUAUCAUCCUAUUAA
Molecule: messenger RNA, 876 nt
Organism: Eimeria acervulina
Lineage: Eukaryota; Apicomplexa; Conoidasida; Eucoccidiorida; Eimeriidae
Exons: 5
Coding region: 1-876 (291 amino acids)
Source: RefSeq, a predicted model, not a curated record